Messenger RNA from Acanthaster planci (crown-of-thorns starfish), 3506 nucleotides. Its product is annotated as tolloid-like protein 2. NCBI's taxonomy places the organism in Eukaryota, Metazoa, Echinodermata, Asteroidea, Valvatida, Acanthasteridae. The record is from RefSeq and is a predicted model, not a curated record. Gene Ontology annotation, molecular function: protein binding.
AUUAUACAUGUGUUCGGGUAUAAUAAUGAAUGCAUCUCGACGAACGACGCCCGGCAGCGAAACAUCGCCCCAUACAGCUUGCCGGACUUCUGUAUUCUGGUAUUAAGUGUGAGCCUUCUGGACCAAAGAUAUCUUUUGGCGAAAAAUUUUCACUUAGAAGACUGACAGGGAAUUAGUGGCCGACAUCAUCACGACAUGGCAAAUCCUCGUGGAGUCAUUGCUGGGAUUCUAAUGCUUCUCGUUGGAGCUGGGAACGCCUAUACAGAGCACAUGAGCGAACAGUGCGGUGGAACCAUCAAUGCUGGCCGCUCGGGGGGCAAUCUGGACUCCCAGUCUCGUGUAUACUACGAUAAUAACGUGAAUUGCACGGUCGUUAUCACAGCCGACAUCGGUCGACAGAUCUUACUCACCUUCAGUACGGUCGACAUCAAGGGCGGACAGGGUUGUAAGGAGGACUACCUGCAGGUCUAUGAGGGAAAGUCAGUUGACGUCUCUUCGACUCUAAGGGUGAUUUGUGGCAACGAUGACGCGGAUAUUGUUUCUUCAACAAAUGCCGUUACUUUGAAGUUCAAGACCGAUUCAUCCUCAAAAGGAAAAGGUUUUUACACCACUUACACAUCCUUCAAGAGAAUCGAGGACUUUAUGUCCUGUGAUUCGGACGAAUUUGAGUGCAACAAUAAACGUUGCAUUGACAAAAACCUCAAAAACAACAACUUCGAUAACUGCGGUGACUAUAGUGAUGAAGACCUUGUCAGUAACUUCGGUGACACUAUCAACAAAUUCCUUGGUCUUGCCACUGGUGCGCUCAUUGGCAUCAUCGUGGGCGCCAUCUUGGUCGUGGUGCUGAUCUGCGUCUGCGUGGGAUGUAUCUGCUACCACUGCUGCUGCAAGAAAACCCAACCACAGACCUCGUACAAAGUUGUGUCCCAGACUCAGCAGCAGCAACAACAACCCCCUAUGGCCAUGCAACCGACCGGGCAGCCGGUCUACCCACCCGGCCAACCAGCACCUUAUCCUGGUCAACAAGUCUAGGCAUAUAUUUGCAUAUACGGCCGGCGACGCCACUCAUUUUGCAGCCCCAAUCGUCAAUAAAGUAGCUGACUAUAAACAACUUGAAAACACAUCAAAGUCAAGUAUCAGUUUGGUUUCUAGAGGCGCUCUUGCCAAUUAAAAAACCUUAUGCCAUAUCUAUUUUAUUUUUGGUGGAAUGACGUCAAACAGCGUCUCCUCUAGCUGCGACUGUAUCUGUGAGCGUUUUUGAAACGAGUGAAUUCGGCGGAGCCUUUGGUUUCGCUGGUUCCAGUCAGAGUGUGAACAUGUGUUUUCGAACGUUGCUUCAAAAUGAGUGUGAAUAUGUGUUUUCGAACGUUGCUUCAAAAUGGCUGGAACCAGCGAAACCAAAGUCUCAGCCGAAUCUACUUGCUCUGUGUCUUAAGCCUUGCCUACUGUCGACAUGCGUUUCAAUUAUGUGGAAACCAGGCUUAACAUUUCGGUUGCGUCGAACACAACCCGUCAGUGCCAUUUUUCACAAAAUUCGCCCCGUCUGUAUUCUGAUUGGGUUUUUCCCAGCAACGUGCAUAAAAUUUGAUAAAUUAUGCACAUAAUGAUGUUACGCAGACUCAAUCUGGUUCAGUAUGUUAAACAAAACGCCACAUUCUUGCUUAGACGGCCGGGUCAUGUGGUCACGUCAGACUUUAACAAUGUGCAUGUAUUGUGUAGAAUAAGGUAACAUAAUAACCAAUGCUUUACUGGGUUUUUUUUCAAAGUUUCGAAUUGGUAAAUCGCUCUUCUUUGGGAACCCAAUAACGCAAUUUAAAAAAUGCUGUCAAGCUGAAACAAAAUGGAACAAUCUGAACGUUAAACGUGCAUCUGUAACUGUAGAAGAGAUCUUUGGUACAAUUACCAGUGCAGCGUAAUCUUGAAAUUGUAAUAAGGAGGUCUUUAAAUACUAAUUGUGUCGUACAUCACACUGAAAUACGUGACUGUUUUGCUGUGAUAUUUUGGUAGUGUUUUAGCUGAAUUUUUUCGUCAUGAAUUUGAACUAUAAAAAGUGCGUGGUUACUUUUUGCGCAGGUAUAUGAUGUACUUUUGGAACAACCCAGAGUCAGUUCCUUGAGGUGAUUACCUGUUUGAUUUUAAAAGUUAUUUUCCUAAUGAUCCAAUCGCUGAGCUAUUCUCUGUGGACCAGAGAAUAACUCAGUGCAUAGACAUAGACUUAGUUACAUAGACUUCACCCUUCCAAUACAGCCCAGCAGCUAACAAAGUAGUUUAUAGAAAAAGCCAAAAAGGGGGCAAUGUGCCCGCCCGCUUCCUUUCUGGAGAAUUAUGAGACCCCCCCCAUUUUGUUUACUACGAUAGAAAAAAAAGGCCGAAAAAAGUUAAUCAAUUCAUCAGAAAUCAAAUUCUCAGGUGUCGCAACUUCUAACUUCAAACUCUAACAGUUGUACUUUCCGAAUCCUGCGGUCAACUAUGCAAUCUUCAAAUUUGUUAACUUGGCCGCAUUUGGUGCUCGACUAUAUCCAGGGUGACACGCCCCCCUCCAGAAUAGCAAGGAAGUUGAAGGUCAUCAUAAAUUCCUGUCAGUUUACGAGUAAGAUAAUUUUAAAUUUGCGAUAUAUUUAAUCUAAAAAAUAAAGCCACAGGUAAAAACAAAUGAAAAUGUGGCUUGGAAUCCAAAAUAUCCUAGCAUCACCUCCAUUUAAAAGAUCACAUUGAAUAAGGUGGAUGCAGGGAACAAGAUCGAAAAUGCCUUUCCCUGGGAAAAGGUCAAUGGCGGUAAACAAGGCGGCGUAGUUUAACGUUUACUGCCGUGCAGCACUGCCAUCCAUGACUGCCAUUCAAUAUUAUUUCUCAGACCUCGAGGUGGGCUCUGUCUGUAGGUAAGCCCAUCCAUAGCGCCCUAUCUGUUCGUACUAAUAGGGCAAACCAACAUCUUUACCCUUCUCAAGUGUGUGACCAAUGGUUUUUGUCUUUUGGGGCGAUUUGCGAAAACUGUUUCAUACAAAAUGAUAUGUUUUGUUUAAGGCAUCCGUUUGUUGAAAAUUUGAAGCAUUCGUGUUUAAACUUAAUCUGAAAUGAUUUAAAAACCUUGCUAUCAAAUGAAUACCGUCUACAAGUAUAUAGAACUGUAUUUAAUCAUAUUUCACAUUUUUGUCAUAUUUAGUAUUUUUUUUAGCUUAGAACUUGCAGUAACAGUCUCUCUAAAAAGUCAUUAACUGUAUACUAAGAUUAUUUCGUCAUGCAGGAUUUUCUGAAUCCUGCAUGAUUACGUAGAGUGUUUUCGAAUGCCUGUUCUUGACAACACUAGGGCUGAGUUCGCGCGGCUUGUUCCCGUAUGUUCACAAACAAAUCGAUUUGUUGUUUGUGGGUCGGUCGGUGAACGCUGGGGCUGCAGUGGCAAGCAACGUGUAGCAUGACGGCGGCCAUGUGCGUUAUUCGAGAGUUAAUGUUUGGAUGGGCUGAAUUCUUUUCUAUUUAAGCAGGAACAUUCAUUUCUGUGUUAUGGA